This is a messenger RNA of Danio aesculapii, 3571 nucleotides long. It is a transcript of the gene got1, whose product is annotated as glutamic-oxaloacetic transaminase 1, soluble. NCBI's taxonomy places the organism in Eukaryota, Metazoa, Chordata, Actinopteri, Cypriniformes, Danionidae. The record is from RefSeq and is a predicted model, not a curated record. Gene Ontology annotation, molecular function: pyridoxal phosphate binding; L-aspartate:2-oxoglutarate transaminase activity. Gene Ontology annotation, cellular component: cytosol. The transcript has 9 exons. The coding region runs from base 129 to 1361 and encodes 410 amino acids. Gene Ontology annotation, biological process: L-aspartate biosynthetic process.
GUCCUCCAUUGCCCAAAUCUCACAUUUGAAGGUUAAAGUCAGUCAGUGUUCAUCACACCGCACUUCAAUUCAGCGGUAACCACUCUCCCUCCUCUUCUCUUCAUUUACAGACAUAUUAAACCAGCAAAAUGUCGAUAUUUGGUGAAGUCCCGCAGGCUGCUCCUGUCGCAGUGUUUAAACUGACAGCAGAUUUCCGUGAGGAUCAGGAUCAGAAGAAGGUGAAUCUGGGAGUCGGAGCCUACAGGACAGAUGAAUGUCAGCCCUGGGUUCUCCCUGUGGUGAGGAAAGUGGAGAAGAUGAUCGCUGAUGACCACAGUUUGAACCACGAGUACCUGCCCAUCCUAGGCCUGCCAGAGUUUCGUUCCAGCGCAUCUAAGAUCGCUCUGGGUGAAGACAGUCCUGCUAUCAGGGAGAACCGGGUAGGAGCUGUGCAGUGUUUAGGAGGUACCGGUGCUCUAAAGAUCGGAGCUGAAUUUCUUCGCCGCUGGUACAAUGGAACUGACAACACAAAAACUCCAGUUUAUGUGUCUGCACCAACAUGGGAGAACCACAAUGCUGUUUUCUCUAAUGCUGGAUUUGAGGACAUCCGUCCAUACAAAUACUGGGACCCAGUGAAGCGUGGACUCGAUCUGGCUGGUUUUCUGGGUGACAUGGAGAGUGCACCAGAUCACUCCAUCUUCGUUCUGCAUGCCUGCGCGCACAACCCCACCGGCACAGACCCCACCCAGGACCAGUGGAAGCAGAUCGCAGAGGUCAUGAAGCGGAAGAAUCUGUUUGCCUUCUUUGAUUCAGCCUAUCAGGGCUUCGCCUCAGGAGAUCUAGAGAAGGACGCCUGGGCCGUGCGUUACUUUGUUUCACAGGGUUUUGAAUUGUUCUGUGCUCAGUCUUUCUCCAAGAACUUCGGUCUGUACAAUGAGAGAGUGGGGAACUUGACUGUUGUAGCCAAAGAUCAAGACAAUGUGAAUCGUGUGCUGUCUCAGAUGGAGAAGAUCGUGAGAAUCACCUGGUCAAACCCUCCGUCACAGGGAGCUCGUCUGGUCGCCAUCACACUAAACACCCCGGAACUCUUUGCUGAAUGGAAGGCCAAUGUGAAGACUAUGGCAGACAGAGUCCUGCUGAUGCGAGCUCAGCUGAAGGAGAAACUGAAGGCUCUGGGAACUCCAGGAACAUGGGAGCACAUCACUGAACAGAUCGGCAUGUUCAGCUUCACAGGACUCAACCCUAAGCAGGUGGAGUACAUGAUAAAAGAAAAGCACAUUUAUCUAAUGGCGAGUGGCCGCAUCAACAUGUGCGGUCUCACCUCCAAGAACAUCGACUAUGUGGCCGAGUCCAUUCAUGAGGCUGUCACUAAAGUCCAGUAAUCACAGUCACCUGUUUGUGUGUGUGUCAACAAGAACAUAGAGGCACACAGGCACACACACAAAUUAACACACACCUUCACACACCAACUUGUGCUGGUCUAAUUUACUCAUCAGCAAGAUCCAGUUUUAAUUUUGUAAUUAUAAACAACAAAACUGUCCCAGAAUAUGAAUAUAUAUAUGCACACAAUUUCCUUCCCUAUGCCCUUCUCAUGUGUUUAAAUAUUCUCAGUGGGUUUCAUUUUAGUCUUGUUUGUGUAAAUUAGCACUUUGAGGAUUGGUUUAACUAUGGAAGCUGGUUUCUGCCACGAAAUUAUGAAUAACAAAUAAAAUAAAAAGCUCACAAAUGAGGCUUUUUAUGGUUUAUAUCUUGCCCUUUUUGACUUUUUGCCCCACAAUUGAUAGAAAAAAAAAAUCUACAUUUUCAGGAUAAAGGCAACAUUUUUGAGAGGGAAAAAAAGUCAAAGUUACAAAAUAUAAACUUUUCUUGGAAUUUUGAGUCAUUUUAUGUUCAUAAAUUCAAGUUUAUGUCUUGCACUUCAGCAAGUUUAAUUUGCCUAACCCUCUAUGGCAUGAGUUUAGUUCCAAUCCUGCUUCAACACACUUACCUGUAGGUUUCAAACAAGCCUGAAGAACUCAAUUAGUUUAAUCAGGUGGGUUUAAUCAGGGUUAAAGAUAAACUGUGCAGAACUUUUUGCCAGUUUAAUUUGCAUCUUUGAAUUGAAACAUAGCUAAUGCGACUGUUCAAGCUCGCUGUUGGAAGGAAUGAGCCUAACUGCUCAAUCUUGUUCGUUAUCUCCAUAAAAUGUUUCAAUAUCCAUUUCCUGUGAGGAAUAGUACACCGUACAGAAAAACAUAUAUAUUAUGGUGAUAACUAUACAUUUCUUCACAUUUCCAUCCAUAGGAUGUUAUUGUUUUCACAAAAGUGGUCUAACUGCAAUGUUGCCCCGAGGCAACAAAUGAAAAACUACCAUAAUAACAUAAAGUGUCUUUUCUCAAUCAAAUAUGCUUCUUCGCACAUCCAUGCACAUCACACAUAUUUUAAUGUAAAUAUAUUUAAAUUUAAAUGUGUUAAAAUAUUCAAUCUAUCUUACGUUCUGUUAGCUGUGUGUGCAAGCAGGCUAUGAUCCCAAAAUGGCUGUUUUGCUCCCAGAAGAAAGGUCAAACCCACACCCACCUCAAAUUUGAUUGGUCACCGGCUUAUUAUUUGACUUUUUUGUGAUGUUUUAUUUGUAAAAAUUUUCAAAUGGGGUGGGGUUUGGGCUGGAGGGCAACACCAUGCCAUAGAGAGUUAAAUUGUAUUUUCUUCAGAAAGACAAGAAAUAUAAGAAUUUGAGCAAAAUCUGAAUUGUGAGAUAUAAACCAUUUUUAAAGAAGUAAAAGUCAGCCUUAUGCAAUAUUUUACCUUUUUAUCUUGACGAAAUGAGCUUCCAAAGUUUACAGUCAGUCAAACUCCAGUCUCUGGAUUACAUUAAUCUGAAGGCUCCAGCUUGACUGAUUUCAUUAUCUCUCAUGCUCCUUGGAUUAAAUUGCAACAGAUCAGUGAGAGUAAAUCUGAGUGUAUUGACCAACUAUGAACAGAAACAGAUAUUACAAAAAAAAAAAACAAGUCCUAUCUUAUCUUAUCUUUGGCAUCCCAUUUUACUGUAUUGAGUGCUGAACUGAAGGACGAUGUGUCUGUAAAGCCUGCACUAAGACGAAUGACUGCAGAACUUGAAUAACUGAGGGCAUUAGAUUGUGUUUCGCUGUUAUUUUCAAUGGGAUUUAUUUGCUCUUACAGUUAAUUAAAUGGUUUAAUUUAACAUUUUACCCCUAAAUUUAAUUUUUGUUGAUUUUUCUUUUUAACUUAUUUUACAAUUGGAGGGAAAAUCCUGCAUCUCAUGUCAACUAAAGGCAGGUGAAUUUUGGAGUGAUUUUGGAGUUCAACGCUUCUUUGGUGGUGCUCUUUCUGGGUUGUGAAGAGCCCAGGCAUCGUUUUGCACUUUAUUUUCCGAUGUCUUUUUAAUCUGCUGAAUCUGCUCCAACUCGUUGUGUUCCAGCUCGUUUGUGCACUGCAGUACUGUUUAAUGAAUGUGCAGUCAUUAGUCCAAGUACAUUACUCUCCCAUCCAGCUUAUUAUAGUGUCAUAAGAUCAAACCACAAGGAGUAUAGAAGCUCUUUGAGCACAAGUAUACUAAUCAAAGUGCAUUGAAAUAAAUGAAGUAAAUUGACAA